AAGGAUAAGUGGAUAAGCUUUUUCUUUAAGAAAUGAAUCAUAAUAAAAGAAAUAUCUACAUUAUAUUAAAUGAAAAAAGAAAAAAAAAUCCUAUUGACUCAAAUAUCUUAUCCUUCAUUAGACUGGCUGUUCUUGCUAGUUCAAAUAAUUGCUAAAAGAUGUCAAUUUUAGCACCAAAUUCCAGAAUUCUGUAUAGAGAAAUCCACCAUAGAGAGCAGCAUCAUCAGGUUAGGAACAACGGUGGAAGUCUGAAUCUGGUAAAAUCAUAUGAUUUUUGCUUUGUAGAUAAAAGAAGAGGUGAUUGGAGGAAAACAAUAAAGAAAGAGUGGAGAGUGCAUGCUUCUUGGCUAGACUUGUCAAGACCCGAUACGGUGGAGAUGCAACCCAUUGAGAAUAGUGAACAACUUGACCAGAUUUUAGCCUCUGCUAAAGAGCUUUCACAACCCAUAAUCAUUGAUUGGAUGGCUGCUUGGUGCCGGAAAUGCAUUUAUUUGAAGCCAAAAUUGGAGAAACUUGCAGCUGAGUUUGAUACCAAACUCAAAUUCUACUACGUGGAUGUGAAUAAGGUACCACAAUCUUUAAUGAAGCGCGGAAACGUCUCAAAAAUGCCAACAAUUCAGUUGUGGAAAGAUGGGGAGAUGAGAGCAGAGGUGAUUGGAGGGCACAAAGCAUGGCUUGUAAUUGAAGAAGUGAGAGAAAUGAUCAAAAACUUCGUAUAAUAUGUUGCCAGGAAAAAACUGACUGCCUCUUCUUGUUCAUAAACUGCAAUUUGCUCUGUCCAAAAUUAGACAUCAAUUUGUAUAUUCAGCAAAGGGCAUUUCAAUAUGUACAGUUGUUACACCAUUUGUAUUAUCAAAGAAAGUGAACUGGUGAUGUUGGAAAUUGGAA
Molecule: messenger RNA, 888 nt
Organism: Nicotiana attenuata
Lineage: Eukaryota; Viridiplantae; Streptophyta; Magnoliopsida; Solanales; Solanaceae
Product: thioredoxin-like 3-1, chloroplastic
Exons: 5
Coding region: 159-719 (186 amino acids)
Cellular component (GO): chloroplast stroma
Source: RefSeq, a predicted model, not a curated record